Carcharodon carcharias (great white shark) is the source of this 2131-nucleotide messenger RNA. Its product is annotated as protein FAM71F1-like. The transcript is spliced from 6 exons. The record is from RefSeq and is a predicted model, not a curated record. Bases 859 to 2052 code for a protein of 397 amino acids. Gene Ontology annotation, cellular component: nucleus. Lineage: Eukaryota; Metazoa; Chordata; Chondrichthyes; Lamniformes; Lamnidae.
AAGAAUCCACCAGGUUUUUUAAAAAAAUAAAAGCUAUGUGAAAACAAAUAUCCCCAGCUGUAAGCCAGUGGGAAAUGACAAUGAAGCAUAUCCAGUUUGGUGUGACCAUGAAUCAGUACAAGUCGCAUGGCGGCGCUGAGCUGUACGAUGCGAGCUCAUCAAUAGUCACUGCUCUCAACUCCCCCUCUCACCUGACUGAAAUUCACUUUGGAGAAACUCAAUACUGAGUUAAAACUUCCCUAAAACCACAGCAAGCCUCCUUCACAGUUGCCCUUCGUGGAAACGAGUACAGUUCUUUGGUCUCACAGAUGCAAGAAACCUGAGGGGGAAACUAACUUACCGGGCAUGGAAGAGACACAGUGAUUCAGGUACUACAAUGCCAAGGAUGAAAGUUGAGUGCAUCAAUGACAUGUCAUCUGAAGGAAAUUAACGUAAAGUGACAAGAACAGCAAAAAAGUGGAUAAGGUUGAAGGAAACCAUUAUCUGAAGUAGGCUCUAUGUUUCAGGUUUUUCACUCUGCUGCAGGUCUGUGAUCUCACUGUAAAAGUGAUGCACUCCCUGACAACUAUUAUGACACCUCCAUCUGCUGUUGUCUCAUGAAUUAAGUCAAUCUGGGUACCGCAUACUGAUAUGCAGUUGGUCCCAGUUGGAUGUAGCCUGAUCCAAUCAGAAGGUCUUUGAUUCCUGGUGUCUGCAAUCCUUGCAAGUGCAAGCCUCAGCUGUCAAUUACAGGAGUGACAGCAGAGUUGAAAUGGGACACUACAUGCAGAACCAGUCCAACAGGUGCACGACAGAAGAGUAGUAACUUGGAAAGAGAAUUGGCCUGAAAAUCAAGAGGAGAAGAGAAAAGGAGUAAAGAUGGAUCAGUCGACACAAUAUGGACGUGAUUUCCUCACAGGUAUAACACAAGCCGUUGAUUCUGGCACUGGACCUCCAAGACCCAGCCCUGCACAGCUCGGUGUGGAAGGUGGAUCUCUACAUAAGCUCCUGCGAUCCCGGGAAUACAACCUCUUUGCUCAGUCCGCCGUCUUUGAAAGUGAUUUUAUUCAGGUGACCAGACGAGGAAAUCUUGUGGACAUCCACAACAUCCCAACUCUCCUGACCCUGGGAAUAACAGCCUCCGUUCCAUUCUUACCCCUCCCAAAUAUCUUGAUCAUUGCCAGCAGAGAUAGUGAAUCCAAAGGAAAAGAGAGAGAAGAAGGAUGCAUGAAGAUAACCAGGAUGCUUCCCAUGAAGCUGGUCAGAUUGAGUGUCCAUGAAAAGGUCAGUCGAUGUUUGAAGCUGGUCCUGGCAAAUCGAAGCACUUUCUACCUCCAGCUCCAGGACAAGCACUCCAACCAUGUCUUCAAGCUCUGGCAAGAACUUAUUCACAUCAUUUAUGCUGGACUCUCUAUAACAUUCAAAGAUACUAAUGUCAACCUCCCCCAGGCCUGUGUGUGUGACUCAAGGAGCUCCUCGACCUCAGUCAUCAGCUCUGAGAAAUUUGCCUAUGAUGCUCAGAAAUCCUGCCGAAACAUUCCCAUCAAAAGCAAUGUCACAGCAAAUUCUAAAAUAGGAUUUUGGAAAAAGAACCAGCUCUUGGUUGGGAAGGAGAUUCGUGAUGGCUCUGAUGAUGUUCACAGUACAGAAUCUUCAGGAAGCACUCUCAGAUCACAGACAAAUUACGGAAAGAGCCACAUCAAAGUUGUCAGGAAAGACUGGAUGCCUGAUACUCAGGAGGUUCAAAGAAUACGGACAAGAACCGAACAAUUGCUUGAUGUGAAAGAAGAGAAAAGCCCAGGAGACGAGUGGGAACAGAUUAUUGAAAGAUGUUCGUGUGACCACUGCAAAACAUGUAACCAAGAUCUUACGCUACACACCCUGCCCUGUAAACAAAAGAAAGCUGGGACUGGAGAACAAGAGGAGGAAGAGGAAGGAGGAGGAGGAGAAGGAGAGUCUAAUGCCUUUGAGGCAGAUGAAGAUCGUACAUACUUCGGACUCUGGGAACGUGACAGACCAACAUUGAUGCCACUUUCCAGGCUGAGCAGCCUCAUUGCUGUUGGCCUCAGAUAGUUUUGAAUUUAUGUUUUUUAGAAGACAAAUUCUGUUUGAUUUAUAUUAAAAAAAAUCUGUAUCUGACAUUUUUCACAUA